AUGAGCCACUCUCCCGUCGAACCGGUCAAGGUCGGCGACGAGACCAUCGCGAAGGGCAACGAAGCUAACCAGCACGUCAAGCCCGCCAAUGGUGACCAGCUCGAGAAGCAGGUCUCGCCUCUCGAGUCCGAGGUGUUUUCGCGCCCGGACGGCGCCUCGGUGGAUGACAUUUACGAGCGCAAGGUCUACAUCCUCAACAAGGUCAUGAACGACCACAUCGGCAUGGGCAAGGUCCAGUGGCAGCUCUUCCUCCUCUCUGGUUGGGGCUGGAUGGCCGACAACCUCUGGCUCCAAGGCGUCGCCAUCAUUCUUCCGCAGGUCGAGCGUGAAUUCAACAUCUCCAGCGACGUCCGCUGGAUGACCUUCUCGCUCUACUGCGGUCUCAUCCUCGGCGCCGCCACCUGGGGUAUCCUCGCCGACGUCAUCGGCCGCCGUCCUUCUUUCAACAUCACCCUCUGCAUCGCUGGUAUCUUUGGUAUCGCUGGUGGUGCUGCCCCGAGCUUCGUCGGUCUCGGCGGUCUCCUUGCCGCGCUUGGUUUCGGUCUCGGCGGCAACCUGCCCGUCGACGGCAUGAUGUUCCUCGAGUUCGUCCCCGCCAAGUCCCAGUACCUCCUCACGCUCCUCUCGGUCUUUUGGUCGCUCGGCCAGCUCCUCGCCUCGCUCGUUGCCUGGGCGUUCAUCGCCAACUACUCGUGCGACGACAACCAGUCCAACACGGUCACCGGCCCCAACACCGUCGCUUGCGACGUCAGCCAGAACAAGGGCUGGCGCUACAGCUUCUACACCUUUGGCGCGCUCACCUUUGCCAUGUUUGUCGCGCGCUACUUUGUUUUCAACCUGCCCGAGUCGCCCAAGUACUACCUCUCCAGGGGUCGCGACGCCGAUGCCGUCGCCGUGCUCAAGGACAUUGCCGCGAGGAACGGCAAGCCGCUCGGCGACGACGUCAUCUCGGUCGAGAUCUUCCGCUCCGCUGCCGGCCAGGAGGCCAGCAUGGACGCACAGGAGAUCGAGCACAAGCCCAAGGGCAUGAAGCGCAUCACCUCGGCCCCCAAGGAAUUCAUCCACAACUUUAAGGGCGUCUCGUUCACCCCGGAUCUCUCGCACGUCCGCCCGCUCUUCGUCGGCUGGCGCAUGGCCGUUACCACCACCCUGCUCUGGGUGCUCUGGUCGCUCAUCGGCCUCGCCUACCCGCUCUACAAUGCCUUCCUGCCCAUCUACCUCUCCGAGGCUCAGGGUCUCGACGGUGCUUCGGACGUCUACACCACCUACCGCAACUACGCUAUCAUUUCGGUCUGCGGUGUUCCAGGCUCCAUCAUUGCCGCCUGGGCCGUGGAGCUGCCCCGCUCUGGCCGACGUGGUGCGCUCGGCGUCGGUACGCUUCUGACCGGCGUUUUCCUCUUCCUCUUCACCACCGCCUCGACCGAAGGCGCUGUGCUUGGAUACAACGCCGUAACGGCGUUGACUCAGAACAUUAUGUAUGGAACGUUGUACUGCCUUACUCCGGAGCUUUUCCCCGCUCCGCAUCGAGGAACAGGUGACGGAAUCGCUGCUGCGCUCAACCGUAUCUUCGGAGCGAUGGCUCCCAUCAUCGGAAUUUACGCUGGAGGCACUGCGCCGCUUUACGUGGCUGCUUCGCUCUUCCUUCUGUCGGGAGUGCUCUCCUUCCUCAUCCCCCUCGAUUCGCGCGGCAAGAGUGCGCUUUAA
Moesziomyces antarcticus is the source of this 1704-nucleotide messenger RNA. Its product is annotated as MFS general substrate transporter. The transcript has a single exon. Gene Ontology annotation, molecular function: transmembrane transporter activity. Gene Ontology annotation, biological process: transmembrane transport. Bases 1 to 1704 code for a protein of 567 amino acids. The record is from RefSeq and is a predicted model, not a curated record. Lineage: Eukaryota; Fungi; Basidiomycota; Ustilaginomycetes; Ustilaginales; Ustilaginaceae.